Molecule: messenger RNA, 930 nt
Organism: Metopolophium dirhodum (rose-grain aphid)
Lineage: Eukaryota; Metazoa; Arthropoda; Insecta; Hemiptera; Aphididae
Source: RefSeq, a predicted model, not a curated record
AUGUUUGUCUAUGUUUUUGAAAAAAAAUUGGGGGUAUCAGAUAUUGCAGCUAGUUCUUUGAAUAAAAUAGACACAUACAGCGACUUGGAAAAAUGUAUUAAACUCUUUGAUAUUAUGCCAAUGUGUCAAGGUGCGGUUCCAUUGUUCCAAAAUAGGGAUUUAAAAUUAUCAUCUAGUCCAGUUGAAUCAAGUGGCAUGUGGUGGCAUUCAAAAUGUUGUACAAUACUUCCUAAAGAAAACAGUAGUGAUAAGGCCAAUGUAAGAGUUGGACGUUUACAAAAUCAUUUAAAAGAAGUGCAAAAUCAAAUGAAGCUCGUCACUCAAUCUACUUUAGACAAAAUGUUGGAAAGUUCUAAAAUUCCUAAGUGUCAAAGUGAAUUGAUUAAUGACAUUUUUAAAGCUGCUAGAUUGAAGAACCCCAAAAACAGAAAAUACAUUUUACUUUGUAUGCUUUUCUAAAUUAGAUCUCCAAGUGGUUACAAAUUUAUACGAGACCAAAAUAUAUUGCCACUCCCAUGUGUCAAUACAAUUAGAAAACAUUUAUUGGGAAUAGAAAUUGGUUGUGGAUUCGAUCCAAACUUUUUCAAGCUUUUGAAAAAGAAGUUUGACACUAAAACUGAACAACAAAAACAAGGAAUUUUGGUUUUGGAUGAAAUUUUCCUACGAGAAAAUAUUAGUGUCAAUAGUCGUUCAUUAACAUACUUGGGGUUGGAAGAUUUUGGUCAUGAAUUGGAAAAUAAAAUAGAUGGUUCCCAAAAAGACAACCACGCUUUGGUUUUUAUGUGGCAAAGUUUGGAAGAAAAAUUUGUCGUACCAAUUGCCGUAUUUGCUUCACAUGGAACUGUUAAAGGUUCUUUUAUAUUCACUGUAAAAAUAACUUCCAAUUUCAACCAAUCGAAAAACGUAUCACCGUUCAUCUCAUCGUGGUAG